GAAGGUGGACACCAAUUGACAACAGUAUUCUCUCUCCUCAGUGGAGUAAUUAGGGUUCCCGCUUGAACGGGCCAAAACCAAAACUCAAAUUUGACAUUCCUCUGAUUCAAAUCCCAUUUUGAACCAAAUUUCAAUUCCACCAAAACCCUAAUUCUUUCCUAUUGGGCUCUGAGAUACUUACGUUCUAGGAUUUUCUCCAGCAUUGGUCGCUGUUUACUCUUCUUUAUCCGAUUUCUGUUUUGUUCCCAUCUCAUUUUGUUUUUAAUUAUAGUUCCAUAAAUUUUCAUCCAAUUUUUUGGUUAUAUAUUCACACACAAAUUAUUUAUUGCCAUCAUAACCUUUGAGUCUCCCUUUUCACCCGUUUGCAAGUUUCUUUUUGGUCUUUGGAGUGUAAGGACUUGGAUGUUGUAAUAAUUAGUGAGAUACAGAUACAUUAAUACGUGUUAGAUAUUAGAAUUGAACUUGGAGUGUUUAUACAGGUACAUUAAUAGGUGUUAGAUAUUAGAAUUGAACUUGGAGUGUUUAUGAUGUGUGAUAUGAUAUGAGUCGCGAUAAUAUAGGCUAAUUUGUUGUUCUUAUUUGAGCUACACCACAAUUUGGGAAGAGGUCAUCCCCACAAACUCCAGCAGUUCAUAACAAUAACUGAAGCCAGGUGAUGUUAGAGCUGCCUAUGAUAUUUUUAUUUCAUUUAAAGGUUUUAAAUUGCAAUUGGGAUGUGAUGUUAGAAAUAGAAUGUAAUUGAACUGUGCUUCUUUUAAUCUCACGUGUCCUAGUAUGGAGUAUGUGAUGGUUUAUCAAUCCAAGGAACUUCAAACAUUUCCAGAUAAAAAAAAAAAUCAGAAACAUACUUAUAGAAAUUCAAUCCUUUGUUGAGCACACUAAAUGGGUAUAUGUGUGUUUCUGUUUUUGAUCUGAAAAUGUUUGAAAUUUUGAUUGAUUACAUUUGCAGAUUGUCUUUCCGUAAAGCGCUCCCUUCAGACAAAAGUUCUUGUGCUCCUAUUUCUCUUCCUUUCAUCUUCCAUAGCCACACUUUCUGCAGCAAUCUACAAAAGGCUAUUAAAUUCAUACUUUAUGAAGUUUACAUGUUUGAGCAAAGGCAGGGGCUUUCACUUCCCACCAUGUCACAUGCUCAAUUUUUGUGGGAUUAGGAUAUUAUUAGAUUGCCCACUAGACCUUUCAGCUCUCCUGGCCUUCUCCCCUAUACCUACUUCUCUGGAUUGGUUGUCAGUUGUAGAAAGCUACAACACUGAGGCUAAUGAUUUUGAUUCAAGGGCUGGGUUUGGGAAAAGACAGAAAAUUGAAAAGCUCCUUCAUGCUAAAAGCUUACUUUUUGCUGAACCUUGGUACAAGACUGUUAAUAAUUUGCAGCUGUGGAAUUCCUCUUUCAUUGAUGUUGUAUUAAUAUCCAGUCCAAUGGGUAUUAUGGGGUUGCCCUUUCUUACUCGAAUGAAGGGUUUCUCAGCUAAGAUAUACGUAACUGAAGCAUCAGCAAGAUUAGGCCAGCUAAUGAUGGAGGAUCUUAUAUCAAUGCAUGGGGAAUUCAGGCAUUUCUAUGGACCAGAAGAAUCAAAUUUCCCAUCGUGGCUGAGGCAGGAAGAGCUUGAAAUCCUUCCUUCUGAAUUGAGAGAGAUAAUAUUGGGAAAAGAUGGACUGGAGUUGGGUGGUUGGAUGCCUUUGUACAGUGCAGCUGAUGUGAAGGAUUGUAUGCUAAAGAUUCACACUCUUAAUUAUGCUGAGGAAGCUUGCUACAAUGGUACAUUGGUUAUAAAGGCAUUCAGCUCUGGUAUGGAAAUAGGCAGUUGUAAUUGGAUCCUAAAUAGUCCAAAGGGAGAUAUUGCAUAUGUUUCAGGAUCCAGCUUCAUUUCUGCACAUGCAAUGCCUUUUGAUUACCGAAGUUUACAGGGGACUUGCGCAUUAAUUUAUUCAGACUUCUCCUUGGGUGAUACUCAAGAUAGUGAGGAUGGGGAUAAUUAUUCUGUUUCAGCUGCUAAGUUACAAUCUAUGAGUUCUCAAGAUUUGGCUGGAUUCAACCAUAACUUUGAUGAGAACUCAGAGGAAAAGGAAAAGCUGGAUUUCAUAUGCUCAAAUGCUAUAAAUUAUAUAAAAGAAGGUGGUUCUGUUCUUAUUCCUAUUGAUCGACUUGGAACUAUUUUGCUUCUUUUGGAGGAAAUGACAGCAUCACUCGAAGCUUCAGAUUUGAAGGUUCCAGUUUAUAUAAUUUCUUCAAAGGCUGAAGAAUUGCUGGCAUUGCUUAACAUCAUACCUGAGUGGCUUUGCAAACAACGGCAAGAGAAAGUACGGACCAUUAGAAAUAUUAAUUUGUUAUUUGCAGGGGAACAGUUGUUUGCACACGUCAAGCUCUUAAAAGAGAAAAAGAUUCAUGUGGUUCCUGCUAUUCAUUCACGUGAACUCUUAAUUAAUUGGCAGGAACCUUGCAUUGUAUUUUGUCCUCACUGGAGUAUGCGAAUGGGUCCUGUUGUUCAUCUUCUUCGACGAUGGUGUGGCUGUCCAAAUUCUUUGCUUAUUCUUGAGGAUGUUUUGAAUCUUGAGCUAGCACUUCUACCUUUCCAACCAGUUGCAAUGAAGGUUCUUCAAUGUUUGUUUCCCUCUGGAAUUGGGUUGCGGACAGUUCAACCUUUACUAAAGUUAUUGCGGCCGAAGACUGUCCUGUGUCCUGAGGAGUUGAGAUUGCAGAUCAACCUUUCCAGUGAAAAUUCUUUCUCCGUUUUGUAUUAUUCUGAAGCUGAAACUUUGAAAGUACCAUACCGAAAGCACAACUCAGAGAUAAAAAUUGCAACUGAUCUGGCUUCUCAUUUUUACUGGAAAACAUUCAAAAAAGAAGAAAUCAAUAUAACAAAAUUGAAGGGAGAGCUACGAAUGGAAAAUGGCAGACAUCACUUGCUAUUGGAAACUGAUAACAAAAAUUCUUCUAGUAAUAGUAGUUCUUUGGAGCAUUGUGGUUUACCUGAUUCAGAAAAACUUAUGGCUGCAUUAUCAAAGAUGGGCAUCAGUGGAAAAAUCCAACAUGGUAUGAGUGAUGCUAAAUCACAAACUGUAUGCAUAAUUCACAUAGAGGACCCUUACAAGGCCUCCAUAGAGAUUGGAACCACUGGUACUAUUAUUACUACUGCUGAUGAAAACGUGGCUUCCUCCAUUUAUAAAAUUAUCGACAACAUUUUGAAUGCGGUUUAAUGCAGUUGGUUUUCUCUAA
Molecule: messenger RNA, 3211 nt
Organism: Vigna unguiculata (cowpea)
Lineage: Eukaryota; Viridiplantae; Streptophyta; Magnoliopsida; Fabales; Fabaceae
Product: integrator complex subunit
Biological process (GO): snRNA 3'-end processing
Cellular component (GO): integrator complex
Source: RefSeq, a predicted model, not a curated record